AACAGGGGCCAGCGAGCAUGAUGGCCUACUUGGUUGUUUCUGGGCUAUUCCUAACUCGACUUAGAAGACCCAUUGGUAAGAUGACAAUAACUGAGCAAAAGUAUGAAGGAGAGUAUAGAUACAUUAAUUCUCGGCUCAUCACAAACAGUGAAGAAAUUGCCUUUUACAAUGGGAAUAAAAGAGAAAAGCAGACAAUCCAUACAGUCUUCCGAAAACUGGUGGAACACCUACAUAAUUUCAUUUUGUUUCGGUUUUCUAUGGGCUUCAUUGAUAGCAUAAUUGCCAAAUAUCUCGCCACUGUAGUUGGUUAUCUAGUUGUCAGUCGUCCUUUCCUAGAUUUGUCUCACUCUCGACAUCUCAAGAGUACACAUUCAGAACUUCUGGAGGAUUACUACCAAAGUGGAAGGAUGCUUUUGCGAAUGUCUCAAGCUCUGGGUCGAAUUGUUUUGGCUGGCCGUGAGAUGACUAGAUUGGCUGGUUUUACUGCUCGGAUUUCAGAAUUAACGCAAGUACUAAAGGAUUUAAACCAUGGAAAAUAUGAACGCACAAUGGUCUCGCAACAGGAAAGGGCAGCACAAGCCAUUCCCUUGAUACCUGGUGCUGGAGAAAUCAUCAAUGCUGAUAACAUCAUAAGAUUUGAUCAUGUUCCUUUAGCAACGCCAAAUGGAGAUAUCUUGAUCCGAGACCUUAAUUUUGAAGUUCGAUCUGGGGCCAAUGUUCUAAUUUGUGGUCCAAAUGGCUGCGGGAAGAGUUCACUUUUCCGUGUUCUUGGUGAAUUGUGGCCUCUUUUUGGAGGACGUCUAACUAAACCUGAGAGAGGAAAGUUAUUUUAUGUUCCUCAGAGACCUUAUAUGACCCUUGGAACACUUCGAGACCAAGUGAUAUAUCCAGAUGGAAGAGAAGAUCAGAAAAGGAAGGGGAUAUCUGACUUCGUACUGAAGGAAUACUUAGAUAAUGUCCAGUUGGGUCAUAUCCUUGAACGUGAAGGAGGCUGGGACAGUGUUCAGGAUUGGAUGGAUGUACUCAGUGGUGGAGAGAAACAAAGAAUGGCAAUGGCAAGAUUAUUUUAUCAUAAACCUCAGUUUGCCAUUUUGGAUGAGUGCACAAGUGCAGUUAGUGUGGACGUGGAGGGAUACAUUUACAGCCAUUGUCGAGAGGUCGGCAUCACCCUCUUCACUGUAUCACAUAGGAAGUCUCUUUGGAAACACCAUGAGUACUACCUGCACAUGGAUGGCAGAGGCAAUUAUGAAUUUAAACAGAUAACAGAAGAUACAGUUGAGUUUGGCUCUUAGAAUCGGAGAACUGUACCUGCUGCAAUGAAAUAAUUACAGAACACAGAAAGUACAUUGUAAAAUAAAGUUGAGCUUUUUUUUAAAAAAAAAGCAACAAAUUAACUAAAUAUAAACUAAUCAAGAACAAGUUGUUAAAACAUUUAAUAUUAUAUACGAUAUGCUAAUUGUGUAUAUGUUGGUUUAAUUAUUAAUAUGUACUAAGAAUGACCUUAUUCUUGUGGUUAAAAACUGCCUAAAUUAAAUUGGGCUUAAAUCAGUGUAAUCUGAUUCAUCCUGGGAUGUAAACCAUUUGAAGUCAGCUAAUUUGACUUUUAUGGCUCUAUCUUUUCCUUCAGUGAAGAACCCUAUUUAAAAUUGGGGUCAUUGCUUGUCCUGCUCUAACAAGAUAGUCUUGAGUUCCAUUUUCUUGUGCCCCAUGAUGGUGGGAAACAAACAAAUCAUAGUGUAUUAUCAAAAUGUACAGCAUCAUUGCAUAAUGGCAUUUAUUACCCGGUGGCAGAUUGCUUUCGCUGCCACCGUUAUAUUCAUUCUUUGUAUAUGUCUUGGGGUAACUUUGACUCCCGGAAAGCCAUUAAAUUUUCUUUGGCCAAAUAAUAAAUGUGCCCCUCUCGAUCUGCAAUACUGAGUUGUUUUGAGGGUUCUUUGUGGAGAUACAACAAAAAUAUAAGGAACCUUGCCUACAAAGGAUAGUUACUGUGUUUCACACCUAUUCUUCCCAAUGUUUGGGGUGUUAAAACACAAAGUCCUCACAUGUCAAGCUCAAGGUCUUAAAGAUUUUUAGACUUUUUAAAGAGUUGGAUGGAUUUGUGUACGUUAGAAGCCCAUUCAGUGCAAGUGUGGUGGCUCCAUGGUGGUCAAUUCCAGACGAGCCGUAGGAAUGCGCUGCCUGAAGUAAUGCCCUGAGUAUGCAGUGUCAUCAUUGUCUUUGACUGAUUUUAUGUUUAAAAAAUACGUUAUCAAACUAUUAUGCACAUGGGUGAAUUCCGUUCCCUAGGCACUGGUUUAUCUUUGUGAAUCUUUAAUAACUUUUUUAUAUUUGGGUUAUAAUGUUGAACAGUCCUAAGAGAAAUGGAUUUCACCUCACCAAACCACCAUUAAUGGCCACAUGUAUUAUUUACACAGGGAGAACUGAAACUGAAUAUUAUCAAUAAGCUCGAUAUGAAGUCAGUUUCAUCAAACUGGGGUUCAGAAAGGGGCUUUUAUAUUCUUGUUUCUGCAUAACUGGUUUUGUUUUUUUUGCAGAAUUAACUAUAACAAUCACCAAUUACCAGAGUAAAAUUCAUGUACUGAUUCCAUAAUACAUAACAUUCAAUUUUUACCACUCUCUUUAGCAAACUUAUAUAUAUCCUCAUUUUCCGUUCAGAUUAAAAAAAAAAAAGAUAUCCUAUACAUCUUUUGCUUGUUCUUUUUAUUCUUGUAUCUAAAUACUGAGUAGUUCAUACAGUCUUGACUUGAAAAACACAAAAAUAAAUUAAUAUUUAGAAAGCUUUUUUAGCACCCAAUGUCUUUUUAUAAAUGUUGUAUCAGACGUGGUUUUAAUGGAAUGAAUUUCUCUUUUAGAAAACUCAGUUAUAACCUGUAGAGUAACUCACAAAUGCUACCAAAUAGUUAGGAGAAUUUAAAAGAUAUUAUCAGUCCUGAGAAAGAUUUUAAGGCAUGGAGGAAGUUUGAGAUUUUCAGAUUUCUAGAUUACCCCAAACUACUAAUAGCUGCCUCAUUUCUUCUGUAAUGUAUUUGUGCCAUCGAAAAUAUAUUUUUCUUUUUAAAUUUGACAAAUGUUAAAGUGCCUCACCAUUGGAGGCAAAGUGGGAGAUCCUUCUCCUGGAGAAUCACAAUGUACAUCAUUAACAGAGUGAUGAUUCUAAGAAGCUCCACAAUAAAGAAAUCCAGUUUCCAAAACA
Hipposideros armiger (great roundleaf bat) is the source of this 3193-nucleotide messenger RNA. It is a transcript of the gene ABCD3, whose product is annotated as ATP binding cassette subfamily D member 3. NCBI's taxonomy places the organism in Eukaryota, Metazoa, Chordata, Mammalia, Chiroptera, Hipposideridae. Gene Ontology annotation, cellular component: peroxisomal membrane. Gene Ontology annotation, molecular function: ATP binding; long-chain fatty acid transmembrane transporter activity; ABC-type transporter activity. Gene Ontology annotation, biological process: peroxisome organization; long-chain fatty acid import into peroxisome; very long-chain fatty acid catabolic process. The transcript is spliced from 15 exons. The coding region runs from base 18 to 1292 and encodes 424 amino acids. The record is from RefSeq and is a predicted model, not a curated record.